AUGUUCCUGAUGCGGUUUACCGAGCGGGCCUACACCAACUACACGGAGGAAGCUGUCCGUAACAGCCCCAACCAGGCCGUGCGGCUCACCUUUUCCAACAGCAACUUCGAUCCGAUGGUCGGCGCAAGGCAGUACAACGAGUAUUUGGACGAAUACGAGUACUGCGAGGAGGUCGGGUUCGACGGGUUGAUGCUCAACGAGCACCACAACACCCCCACCUGCCUCGGUGCCACCAUGAACCUAGAGGCUGCCAUCCUCGCCCGCAACACCAAGACACCCAAGAUCGUGCUGCUGGGCAACCCCUUGCCAGUGUUCGACAACCCCCUGCGCUUGGCUGAAGAACUGGCCGAGAUCGACAUGAUCUCCGGCGGGCGGCUGGUGUCUGGCUUCGUGCGCGGCACCGGCGUCGAGAGCCUGGCCGCCAACGUCAACCCGCUGUUCAACCGGGAGCGGUUCGAGGAAGCCCACGACCUGCUCAUCAAGACCUGGACCACCCCCGGCCCCUUCCGCUGGGAGGGCAAGCACUACCAUUCCGGCCCGGAGACGCUGGUAUGGGCCGCCGAGCGCCGUUAUCCCUACAUCUACCUCGAGACCGAUCCGCAGGGGACCCAGGACAUGAUGGACAUCUACACCGAGACGGCCCGCGAGAACGGCUACGAGCCCGGCCCGGAGAACUUCGGCUACCUGUGCCGCAUCCACGUUCAGGACACCGACGAGAAGGCUUACGAGUCGGCCAAGGGCUUCCUGACCGGCAACGUCGGCGUGGGCCGGGUGCCGAUGCCCCGCGACUACAUGAUGCCCAUCGGCUACAGCGGCAGCAUGAAGGACCCCCGCGUCGCCCGCUACCAGGGCCGCGUCCGCAAGGACCCAUUCCUCGGCUUGGGAUUGGAGGAGGCCAGUUACGAUGAAAUUCUCGCCUCCAACCGCUGGAUUGUCGGUAGCCCCGAAACCGUGGUGCGCAAGCUGCGCGACGUGCUGGGACAACUGCGCCCCGGCAUCCUUGGCAUCUGGACCAACGACGGUGACACCACUCACGCCGACACCAUGAACUGCUUGAAGCUUAUGGGAGAGGAAGUGUUGCCCGCCCUGCGCGAAAUCGGCGAGGACCUGGAACUGACCGAUCCGUUCCAGAAAAUGCAGGCGGAGUAG
This is a messenger RNA of Geodia barretti, 1149 nucleotides long. The record is from the annotation of a GenBank genome assembly. Lineage: Eukaryota; Metazoa; Porifera; Demospongiae; Tetractinellida; Geodiidae.